Choloepus didactylus (southern two-toed sloth) is the source of this 2143-nucleotide messenger RNA. It is a transcript of the gene ZNF653, whose product is annotated as zinc finger protein 653. Gene Ontology annotation, cellular component: nucleus. Gene Ontology annotation, biological process: regulation of transcription by RNA polymerase II. The transcript has 9 exons. The record is from RefSeq and is a predicted model, not a curated record. NCBI's taxonomy places the organism in Eukaryota, Metazoa, Chordata, Mammalia, Pilosa, Megalonychidae. Gene Ontology annotation, molecular function: transcription coregulator activity. The coding region runs from base 1 to 1821 and encodes 606 amino acids.
AUGGCGGAGCGGGCGCCGGAGCCCGAGGCGGAGGCGGAGGCGGAGGCGGGCGCAGGCGGGGAGGCGGCGGCCGAGGAGGGCGCGGCGGGCCGCAAGGCGCGGGGCCGGCCGCGGCUCACGGAGUCGGACCGGGCCCGGCGGCGGCUCGAGUCCCGGAAGAAGUACGACGUGCGGCGCGUGUACCUGGGCGAGGCGCACGGGCCCUGGGUGGACCUGCGGCGCCGCAGCGGCUGGAGCGACGCCAAGCUCGCCGCCUACCUCAUCUCGCUGGAGCGCGGCCAGCGUAGCGGCCGCCACGGAAAGCCUUGGGAGCAAGUCCCCAAAAAGCCAAAGCGGAAGAAAAGGCGGCGGCGCAACGUGAACUGCCUGAAGAACGUGGUGAUCUGGUACGAGGACCACAGGCACCGCUGCCCCUACGAGCCGCACCUGGCCGAGCUGGACCCCACCUUCGGCCUGUACACCACGGCCGUGUGGCAGUGCGAGGCCGGACACCGCUACUUCCAGGAUCUACACUCGCCCCUCAAGCCGCUCAGCGACUCAGAGCCCGACAGCGACAGAGUGGCCAAUGGCCUGGUGGCCGGCAGCUCCGACUCCUCCGACUCUGGCUCUGGCUCCGGCUCCGACGAGCCCCCCGAGGGCCAGGCGGCCAUCACCCCCAGCAGCCCAGCAGGCAGCAGCGGGCUCAUCACGCAGGAGGGUGUGCACAUCCCCUUCGACGUCCACCACGUGGAGAGCCUGGCAGAGCCGGGCACCCCGCUGUGCCCCCACCCGGCGGGCAGCAGCCCUGAGGCCCUGGAGACGGUGGUGUGUGUGCCCGUGCCCGUGCAGGUGGGCGCGGGCCCCGGUGCCCUCUUUGAGAACGUGCCACAGGAAGCACUGGGCGAGGUGGUGGCCGGCUGCCCUGUGCCCGGCAUGGUGCCCGGCUCUCAGGUCAUCAUCAUCGCGGGCCCCGGCUAUGACCCGCUCGCGGCCGACGGCCUCCAUCUCAAUGUGGCCGCGGGCAGUGGGGCGCCAGGCAGCGGCCUGGGCGAGGGGGUGCCCUGCGCCCUGAUGGAGGGUGUGGCGGCCUACACCCAGACGGAGCCUGAGGGCAGCCAGCCCGGCCUCGUGAACACAGCUGCCAUGGACGGCGUGGAGGCCAAGAAAGAGAAGGAGGACCUGUACUUGCUGCAGAAGGAGGAGAAGGAGGAGCUGGUGGCCCCAGAGCUGGCUGAGCUGGCGGCGACGGUGCCCCGGAGCACAGAGGUGGACGGGGAGGAGCUGGACAGCAGUGACAUGUCGGCCAUCAUCUACGAGAUCCCCAAGGAGCCUGAGAAGAGGCGGCGAAGCAAGCGGGCGCGGGUGACGGAUGCCGACGGCCUGCUCGAGAUGUUUCACUGUCCCUACGAGGGCUGCAGCCAGGUCUACGUGGCCCUCAGCAGCUUCCAGAACCACGUCAACCUCGUGCACCGGAAAGGAAAGACCAAAGUGUGCCCUCACCCCGGCUGCGGCAAGAGGUUCUACUUAUCCAACCACCUGCGGCGGCACAUGAUCAUCCACUCAGGUGUGCGUGAAUUCACCUGCGAAACCUGCGGCAAGUCCUUUAAAAGGAAGAAUCACCUGGAGGUGCACCGGCGCACGCACACCGGCGAGACGCCCCUGCAGUGCGAGAUCUGCGGCUACCAGUGCCGGCAGCGCGCGUCGCUCAACUGGCACAUGAAGAAGCACACGGGCGAGGUGCAGUACAACUUCACGUGCGAGCGCUGCGGGAAGCGCUUCGAGAAGCUGGACAGCGUCAAGUUCCACACGCUCAAGAGCCACCCGGACCACAAGCCCGCCUGAGCCGCCCGGCAGGCGGCCGCCCCUAUUUAUUCGUCCGCUUGGGGCCUCGCCCGGGGGCCUGUCGGGGGCCGCCGGGUCCGCGGGCCGGAAGGAGGCGCCCCCCACACCCCCACUCCCGCCCCAGGGCUGGGCCCCCGGGCAGCUCCCCGCACCUCUCCAUCCCCCACCCCGCCCUGUCCCAUCCCUCCCUCGGAGCCGGCGCCUGGGGCCGCCCCGCUGGAACGGUGUGGAGAGCAAAGCGCGAUUAAAGAGCGAACAGGGAGCUGCCCCUCCCCUAGGCCUGGAUGAUUUCGGGGGGCCGGCCCUCUCCCCCUCCUCGGUC